Messenger RNA from Camelus dromedarius (Arabian camel), 6652 nucleotides. It is a transcript of the gene BBS12, whose product is annotated as Bardet-Biedl syndrome 12. The record is from RefSeq and is a predicted model, not a curated record. Gene Ontology annotation, biological process: photoreceptor cell maintenance; chaperone-mediated protein complex assembly. The transcript is spliced from 3 exons. Lineage: Eukaryota; Metazoa; Chordata; Mammalia; Artiodactyla; Camelidae. Gene Ontology annotation, molecular function: ATP binding. The coding region runs from base 233 to 2377 and encodes 714 amino acids.
CGCCCAUCCAGCUCGCCCCGUUUUGCACUUGCGCAAAGUGCGGGCCAGGAAGUGGGGGUCUUCGCCUGGGUGCUUGGGCAUCCCAGUGCCAGCGGGAACCUGGCCUGGCGGUGUGAGCCGGGGACCGGACCCUCCCGGAAGGAUGGAGAAAAGAGCGAGCUGCCUCAGUGUAAGCAUGGAGUGGACAGAGUUGGAUUUCAUCAAGAUUAGUGGCUUUGCAAGAUGUUGAUUCAUGGUGAUGGCUUGCAGGGUCAUAAACAAAAGAAGGCAUGUGGGACUUCAACAACUUUCAUCAUUUGCAGAAACUGGAAGGACUUUCCUCGGCCCAGUAAAAUCAUCCAAAUUUGUAAUCGAUGAAGAGUGUCAUGAAAGUGUGUUGAUCAGUUCAACAGGAAGGCUUCUUGAAAGUCUGGAUUUAACCAGUGCUGUGGGACAGCUUCUCAAUGAAGCAGUUCAAGCACAAAAUAACACAUACAGAACUGGAACCAGUACACUUUUGUGUCUUGUUGGUGCGUGGAGCAGUGCUGCGGAAGAAUGUCUUCAUUUGGGUGUCCCUAUUUCAUUAAUAGUGUCUGUAAUGUCAGAAGGCUUAAAUUCAUGCAUUGAAGAGAUAGUUUCCCUGCAAGUACCAAUCCAGAAUGUAUUUGACUGUAUCGACAACACAAAGACAUUUUCUGGACUUGAAACACUUAAUGUCAGUUUGUACCCUUUUCUACAAAUCCCUUCAGAUACUGGUUUAAUGCAGAAAAAGCACGAUCUCAAAGAUGUUGCCUCACAGUCAUUGGUCAUAUACAGUCUUCCUGGGAGACCAGUUAAAUCACCUAAACUCUUUGGGCCUCAGGCUAAGGUUGAAGCAGAUAAAAACACAUCACAGACUCCUCAAACUCUGGGAAACAGUCUUCUUGCAGACACCCACUGCAGAAGGUCAGUACUAACCCACAGUAGGCAUUUUAGCAGAGCAGAUAAUAACCAACGGAUAAGCAAACCGGAUGGAUUUCUAGAGCAACAUAGUGCAGCCACACUCAAGACUUACAGAUGUAAUGACUUGUUAGAGUUGGAGGUGGGUUUGAGUCAUGGAGAUGACAGCAGCAUGAAAUUAGUAGAUGAAGCAGUGCGGCUGCAGUAUCAGAACGCAGGUGUGCAACAGGGCGGCCGUGCAGUGCCGUUUCUGUUUGACAUAUCAGGAAUCUUCACUUGCUGCCUACCAGGUUUACCGGAAACUUUGUCUUGUGUCUGUCCAGGAUAUGUCACUGUUGUGUCAAUAUCUAGGACUGCUCUGAUCGAGGAAUUGCAGAAGCAGCCUAUCCGGGUAGUUCUCGUUGAGGGUGACCUCACAGAGAAUUAUCGCCACCUGGGAUUUAACAAGCCUGCAAAUAUUAAAACAGUAUCAGAAAGCAUGAAGGUUGAACCAGACAGCUCAGAAGAACUGUGGACAAAUCAUGUGUUACAGGUAUUAAUCAAGUUCAAUGUGAACCUCGUUCUGUCACAAGGAAAUGUAUCUGAAUGCCUGAUUGAAAAAUGCACACACAGUAAGCGGUUGGUCGUUGGGUCAGUGAAUGGCAGUGUGAUGCAAGCUUUUGCAGAGGCUUCAGGAGCGGUACAGGUGGCCUACAUCACACAAGUGAAUGAAAACUGUGUGGGCAGUGGGGUCUGUGUGACCUUCUGGAGAAGCAUUCCCUUCGAUGCUGUAGAUGGGACCAGCAGAAUGGCAAUCUUGUUAAAGACAGAAGGAAUGAACUUGGUUACAGUAGUGCUCACUAGCCCAGUCACUGCCCAGAUGCAGACCAAAGAAGACAGGUUCUGGGCUUGUGCCUAUCGUCUGCAUUAUGCUCUAAAAGAGCAAAAGGUCCUCCUUGGAGGUGGCGCAGUUGAAUUUUUGUGCCUUAGCCAUCUUCAAAUUCUCGCGGAGCAAUCUCUGCAUAAAGGAAACCAAGACUCUUCAGGAUGGUUUCAUAAUACUUCCUCUUGGCUGGCCUCAUCCCUGGCGCUAUACAGACCGACUGUGCUUAAAUGCCUGGCCGAAGGAUGGCACAGAUACCUUUCAACUCUCCUGUGUAACACUGCCAGUUACUCAUCAGAAUUUGAAGCCAACACAUUCAUUCAGCAUCAUCUACAAAAUGCUGCAGACUCUGGCUCUCCUUCAUCUUACAUCUUGAAUGAAUAUAGUAAACAAAAGAGUGGAAUUUUUAAUUCAGGCAUUUCAAAUAAACUGGAACAGAUUCCAAGCGUUUAUGACAUUGUUACACCAAAGAUUGAGGCAUGGCGCCGAGCUUUGGAUUUAGUAUUGUUAGUACUUCAGACAGACAGUGAAAUUAUUACUGGACUUGGACGCACACAGAUAAAAUCACAAGACUCAGAGGGCUUUUUAUUUUUAUAGUAUUAUUGGCUAAGUGUUUGGAAAAUAAUCUUUGGUAAUAUAACAUGCUAAUAAUAAACUUUCUAGUAGCCAAGUUAUAGUGCCUAAAAUGCCAGCUAUUUGCAGGAAGAAAAUAUUUGAUGUCUGUCAAUAACUGUGUAGGGUCUAAAAUUCCACUCUAUUUAUAACAUAACAAGUUAGCCUGUUACUGUUGCAUAGAAUGCUACAGAAUACAUGAGAUACUUGGAUCAGAGACAAAGGACUUUUAUUAUUCACAGCAAAAGCAGUAGCCAGAGCUUCGUAUUGGUUUGUGUCAAUUUCCACAUUUCUCUGAGUCCCACAAGAGCAACACAAAGGGCCAGUGAUGGAAGCCUGUACAUGCCGUGUGUUGUGUUACAGAAGUGGGACACUGAGCCUGGGACAGCCUCUGCUUGUAUAUAAUAAGCAGAAACAAUCCUGUUCUUUGUCCAAGGGUAAUUGUUACCUCAUGCCUCCGGGUUGCUCAGUGUAAACACAAGCCUGAGACAUGAGCUGGGUAAAGACAAGUCAUGGCGCAUGGAGAGAGUAUGCAGUGUCACACAGCCCACAAUGGACAGCCUCUUCCAACAGUUCACUCCUCAAUCUGACACAUUCUUGGUGAGACUUGAAUUUUCAUGUGAGUAUGCCUCUCUGUUGGCUACUCUAAUUAAUCUGGCAAACAGGUUGCUUGGUCAAUACCAAAGCCACUCAGUUGGUCUCAUAUAGCAAUUAAAUUAAGGCUACUGUCAACAGAUGCUGAGCAGCAAGAUGAAGCCAGUCUGUAGUACUGACCUCUGUCAAGUCCCCCAGGAUCUUGAAUUUAGUCAAUUGUAAAUUCCAAGGAAGGACCAGUAAGUUUUUAUUAGCCAGAAUGUUGUCUAAGACCAAAUUGUUAUCUGUUAUGAACCAUGCAAGGGAGUUUUGGUUAACUUGCUGAUCUUUGGUGUCAUUGCCAACAAUUAUAGGAGGCAACAGAGGGACCAGAAAGCACCUCUCAUCCCUAAUGGAGAGACAUUCGUGGCCCGUUUUCCCCACAGACAAGCACAUAACGUAACAGUCCCACGUCACUGUAUUUCAGCAUUUGUUGUUAAACCUGAUUUGAAUCACCAUUAUACAAAUUUGAUUCAGUCACAUAAGUAGUGUCGCCCAGUAGUUGCAGCUGCAAUUGCCAUGCAUGGGAAAAUCCAAGGCCACUCAUAUUAAGAGAAGUGUCUGAUCAGUCAGAUUGAGACAAGAUUGUUCUGGCACCUGUGUUUGUACGUGUUCAUAUCUGGGAGCUGCCGUUGAUGGCAUCUUACACUGUCUCCAGUACUGAAUAGGAGCCUUAAUAAGGUUUGAGCCUUCUUUGUGGUGGUGGGUGGGCGAGGAGACCACCUUUGUUUGGCUCCCAGAGGGAUUGAGUGCUGUGAAUCUGUCCAUAUGGUCUCAAGGAACUGUACUUGGCACUCAACGUUCUGAAUUUUGUCUGGGUUUAUCAGUCACUCCUUAUGGUAGAGGUAGAUAACACCACAGUCAAGUAGAUAGUGGCCACAGUCAGGACCACCAAAACAGGCUUCUAACUUGUCAGCCACCAGGACACCUCCGUAUCAUCUAUGUAGUGAACAUUUGAGGCAUUGGAGCAUAGAGGCACUCACACUAAAUCCCAGCCUGUCUGUGGAUUAGGAUGGGUUUGGGCAUGGUGGUGGAUGGCAGGAAGUUUGUCUCAUUUUUUCUACUUGUAGCAAUACCCUGAGUGGAAGAAUCUCCUCUGGCACUUUAUGAACAUUUAAGUUUAAGCGUAUAAACACCUUGAUACCAAUUACGUGUUUUCAUAAGAGUAGUACAUUGAAUUGGGCCAAAGGCCCCACCCACAGGGUCCCACUUUGUCUCUCCUGCAGGAUUUUCUCCAGUCCUAUCAGUUGACUUUAGUCACUUUCCCCCUCUGUGGGAACAUGGACCAAGAAGUUUGACACUUUCACAUUAGGGGCUCUAACAGCUGCUGAGAGAUGAUGUCUCCCUGGCCGGUAGCUCAGGAAGGAGCAGAGAGCGAGGGCGGCAGACAAGGAGGCUCUUUUCAUCUUUUUUGGCUCUUCAUUUCAGUGUCGGCGCCAGCUUCCCCCCUGUGCUCUUCCCAGUGUCUGCAGAGCACCCUGGCUCCAGGGAGCUUGCUUUCUGCCCUCCGCGUGCCGCUGCGCCUCCUCAGUGCCCUGCAGUCCUGGGUGCCUUUGGCCACCCUGUGCCCAGGGCCCGCUUCCGCCAUGGGACUGGUAGAAUGGUCACUCGGGCCCCUGUCUCUGACAGAGCUUUAAAAGUUGAGUCACUUCCUCCCCUGAGUGCCCCAUCAGACUUGGCUUUUUCCGCAGCAGCUGAGGUCAGGGUGGAGGGUGAGGGAGGUCUGGGGAAGUGUAGAGGGGGACAGUGGCUCCGUGCCCGUGAGCAGUGCUUUGUGGUCACUUUUGGUUUUGAUUGGCUGCCCGACAUGCGCUCAACAAACUUGUAUUUUCACUGUCCUCAAAGUUUUAUCUCCUCAUUGCUGACAGCAUUUCUUGCAGCUUUGGGGACCCCUGACUUGGCAGCCACAGCCAGUUUCUUCUCAGCCAGUGCCCUGGGGCUACUGCCUUGUUGCCCUGUUCACAUUCCUCCUCCUCCCACCUGAGGUGAGUGAGCAACAACCAAGGCAUCAUUUGGGUGGCUUGUUCUAAUCUCACCUCUCAGGACUUAUUCUCCAGGCGUCAUUUGCAGGUGGGACAGCAGGGGCUCCCAGUCCCCUCCCCCUUCCCCACUACUUGAGUGAAAGCAGUCACUAUCGGAGCCCAGGGAGUCCAAUCUCUUAACCCAGCCACUGGGGCCCUCAUCUUUUCCGGGAGAAUCAUGACUCUCUCAAGUCAGAACUGGCAAUAACUAUGCAGGGUCUGGGGUUUUGCCCUGUUUACAAGCUAACAAAUUAGCCUCUCAAAAUUUCAUGAGAUGCUGACAGAAGGCUCAAGACUCCUGGGCUUUUAUAAAAGUAACCAGAGCUUCAUGUUGGUUUAUGUUGGUUCCCUGGGCUCUCAGGUCCCACAAGAGUGACAUAAAGAGCCCAAGAUGAAUGCCUGCACACACGGUAGUUUGUGUUUCAGAAGAGGAGCACUGAGCUCAGGCAAUUCACAACUUUUCUAGUGAGCACAAGUAAGCCUGUUUGUGUGGAGAGAGAUUACAUCAUUAUUCAAGGUUGCUCACUGCAAACACAGCCUUGAGAAGUGGCCUGGAAAGAGAGAACUCAGCACCCAGCAAGAACAUGCAGGGAUGCUCAGAGCCCAUGGCAGACUGCCUGUCCCAACAAAGUCCCAGUGUUCAAUAAAUUGAGCGUUAUAAGGCCUGAAUUUAUGUGUGUAGUUUUUGAAGUUGAAUAUUAAAGAGCUCAGAGCAAAUAAUAGUAGUAAUUAAAUUACUGAUGACCUACCAUGUUCCUUCUAAAUUCUUUACAUAUUGUAUUAAUUUGCCAGGGUCGCCGCAACAAAGUACCACAUACUGGGCGGCCUAAACAACAGAAAUGUAUUUUCUCACAAUUCUGGAGGCUAGAGGUCUGAGAUCAAGGAGUUGGCAGGGUUGAUUUCUUCUGAGGCCUGUCGCCUUGACUUGUAGAUGGCUGUCUUCUCCCUGUCUUCACAUCUUCCUUCUGUACCUGUCUAUGCCCAAAUUUCCUCUCCUUGUAAGGACUCCAGUCAUACUGGAUUAAAGCCCACUCUAAUGACCUCAUUUUAACUUAGUUACCUCUUUAAAGACCCUAUCUCCAAAUUUAGUCACAUUUUGAGAUGCGGGGAUUUAGGACUUGAGCAUAUGAAUUGGAGGUGGGGGACACAGUGCAGCCCGUACUACAUAUAUAAUCUCAAUCUUUGCAACAUCUGUUUUCUUCAUCUUAUGGAUAAGAACAUGAUCUUAAUAAGGUUAAGAAACUUGCCCAAGUUCUCGCAGAUAGUAGAUAGUAGAGCUUUAAUUUGAACUAAAAUUUUAUCUGCUUCCAAAGUCUAUUUCUAAGCAUUCAUUGUUUUAUGAAUUUUUUUUCAAUAAGGUAACAACAAAACAAGAAAAGAGAAUGCCUGGUUUAUUUACAUGACUCAUUUAAAUGUAUUGGAAAAUGGAAUUUGAUUAGCCUCAUGUUGGGUAAAAAAUACCAUUUUUGGUUUGGCAUUUGUCUUAUAUGUGAUCACAUGAUAACUGCACAGAUGAUCAUUCCAAUUAUACAUACCAUGUUUGUUCAAGUUAGAAUAAUAACAAUGUUGAGUGUUAAACUUUUUAAAAAUAAAGUGUAUUAUUUUA